Hemicordylus capensis (graceful crag lizard) is the source of this 1985-nucleotide messenger RNA. It is a transcript of the gene LRRC59, whose product is annotated as leucine rich repeat containing 59. The coding region runs from base 326 to 1243 and encodes 305 amino acids. Gene Ontology annotation, molecular function: protein binding. Lineage: Eukaryota; Metazoa; Chordata; Lepidosauria; Squamata; Cordylidae. The record is from RefSeq and is a predicted model, not a curated record. The transcript has 8 exons.
UCUCUCUCACGCCUACCACCCGCUUGGCUUGUUGCCGCCGCCACCACCUUCGCCCUGGAGAGCGUCAGGCUGGCACCUUCUGCGGGCGAAGGAGGCGGCAACAAGGCUGCUGAGUAAAUGUGGCGGCGGCGGCGGCGACUGGCAGCGCCUGUUGCUCUUGCUGGCGGCGCUGGCCACGACGAGCUCCCUUUGGGGCUCGGGAUAUCUGCUGGCCGCUGCCGCGGCUGGGGAUCGUCUCGCUCCCGGGCGUGGAGAAACACGUGGCGGCUCCGGAACACAAGUGUGUUUAUUCGGCUGCUUGAGGAAGACUGUUUUAUUGAAGAUUAUGGCAAAACCUGGAGGAAAAGUAAAUUUAAAAGACAAACUGGAGGGCAAUGAGUUGGACUUGAGCUUAUGUGACCUGAAUGAAGUGCCAGUUAAAGAGCUGGCAGGGCUUCCAAAAGCUACUGUUUUGGAUUUGUCUUGUAACAACCUCACUACUUUACCAUCAGACUUUUGCAGUUUGACUCACCUGGUGAAACUGGACCUGAGUAAAAACCAGCUUCAACAACUGCCUUCGGACUUUGGUCGUUUGGUCAACUUGCAACACUUAGACCUACUGAACAAUCGAUUAGUUACCUUGCCAGUUAGCUUUGCGCAACUCAAGAACUUGAAGUGGCUAGAUUUGAAAGAUAACCCCCUGGAUUCCACAUUGGCUAAAGUUGCUGGAGAUUGCUUGGAUGAAAAACAGUGCAAACAGGCUGCCAUAAGGGUUCUGCAGCACAUGAAGACUAUCCAGUCUGACCUAGAUCGUGAGAGGCAACGGAAGCUACAGGCAGAGCGAGAGCUGGAGAAGAAGCGUGAAGCAGAACGACGAGCGAGGGAGGUUCAAGAGAGAGAACUGCGGAAGCGGGAGAAGGCUGAAGAGAAAGAACGUAGGAGACGGGAGUAUGAUGCCUUGAAAGCUGCAAAGCAGGAAAUGGCAAAGCAACCAAAGAAAGAUAUGGGUGAGAAUCCAAAGCUCUCGUCAGCUUCCCAUUCAUCACAUCCACCCCAACACAAACGCUCUUGGACUAAGGUCUUCUUGAAAAUACUACUGUUACUAUUGCUAGGUGCCCUUAGUACUUUGGCUGUUUGCAAGCUUACAGAGCUGCAGCACCAGCCGGUAUGCAUCAGUGUGAACAUGCUUUAUGAAGAUGCACUAACCGCUUUGCAGAGUCGCAAAAUCCUUCAGAACGUACUGCAGCCAAACUCGCAGCAGUAAUGGUGUCUCAGCCCCGAAGGACUUUUCCAUUGUCAGCGUCUCCUUCUGCUGUUUCUGCAUCAGCACAAUUGGGAUUCCCAUGAAAUUGUGCUCUGAUGAAAACUGCCUUUAGUCAUUCAGCAUUGGGUUUGGUGGCCUACUUAAAACAGAGCAGAGUCACUGCCUAGAUCAUCUUUAUCUCCCUUGCCUCCAUCUCCUGUGGUAUGAACUUUUUGGGAUUUCUCUCCACAGCGGAGCCUUUUUUAGGCUGCAAAAUGCAGGCUUGAGCCUAUACCCUUAACAGCAGCCUUGCUAUGAGAGCUGAAGCCCAUAUUGUCAACUUAAGAAGUUUUUGUAUAUGUAGUCUUUGAAUGUUGUAUUGCUGUAGCAAAUGCAUACUCUGGGAACAAGUACUACAUUAGGAUGGCAGAGUUAUCCAUGAAAUGGAGAGUAGAACUCAUGAUGUGAUGAUUAAUAUUAACAAUAUUUUUCCCCUCAGCUGCUUGAUAUUUGAUUCCUAGGUGGAAAUUUGCUAUUGUUACAUACCACAGCUGCUAAACUAAGCCAUGCUGUUGGUAAAAUACAUAUCUGUAUACUUCCAUAUGUGCCAUAGGCUGAUCCUACUAUUCACUUGACUUCCCAGAACUAUUAGAGCCCAAGAAAAGUAUUGCCAAGAUCCUAUGAAUUUUUCACCCUAAGAAGUUCCAGGCUAGUAAAUAAAACAUCUAUGUAAUGUUUUUUUAAUAAACCAUGUAUGUCGUUA